Molecule: messenger RNA, 3204 nt
Organism: Panicum virgatum (switchgrass)
Lineage: Eukaryota; Viridiplantae; Streptophyta; Magnoliopsida; Poales; Poaceae
Product: vacuolar protein sorting-associated protein 41 homolog
Exons: 19
Coding region: 111-2954 (947 amino acids)
Biological process (GO): protein targeting to vacuole; endosomal vesicle fusion; macroautophagy
Cellular component (GO): late endosome; HOPS complex
Molecular function (GO): protein binding
Source: RefSeq, a predicted model, not a curated record
CCAAAUAUACAAAAUCCCGGCUCAAACUUUUUACACGCGGACCCCCGGCUUCGCCAGAAAUCGCCUCGGAGCGGGAGAUCUCGCGGGAGGGACCAUCCCCGGCGGCGAGGAUGUCCGCCGCGAGGCGCGCCCACCCGCCGCUGCAGAACGGCGCGGGGGGAGACGACGGGGACGACGAGCGGGACGAGGAGGAGGAGGACGGCGACGAGGAAUUGGAGGAUGAGGCGGAGGAGGAGGAGCCGCGGCUCAAGUACCAGCGGCUGGGCGGGAGCGUGCCGGCGAUCCUCUCCACCGACGCCGCCGCGUCCAUCGCCGUCGCCGACCGCAUGGUCGCGCUCGGCACCCACAACGGCACCCUCCACAUCCUCGACUUCCAGGGCAAUCAGGUGAAGGAAAUUGCUGCCCACACGGCAACUAUCAAUGACAUCAGUUUUGAUGCAGACGGUGAAUAUAUAGGCAGUUGCUCAGAUGAUGGCACAGUAGCAAUAAGCAGCCUCUUCACUGAUGAAAAACUGAAGUUUGAGUACCAUCGCCCGAUGAAAGCAAUUGCUCUAGACCCUAAUUAUUCCCGGAACUAUAGGAGAUUUGCUACUGGUGGAUUAGCAGGUCAAGUACUUGUGCUGACAAAGAAAACUUGGGGUGGUUACCAUAAGAAGGUUCUGCGUGAUGGCGAAGGGCCAAUCCAUUCUAUGAAGUGGAGAGCAGACCUGCUUGCUUGGGCUAAUAAUGCAGGGGUGAAAGUGCAUGACAUGAAAACAGACAAAGGAAUUGCAUUCAUAGAGCGACCGAAAGGCAUUCCUCGGCCAGAAUUCUUACUUCCCCACCUAGUAUGGCAGGAUGAUACAGUUUUAGUUAUUGGAUGGGGAACAAGUGUCAAGAUCGCAGCAAUUCGAACAGAUUUAUCUCAGGGACUCAAUGGCAUACAAAGGACCAUCGCCGCAGUAGGUUCUGAGAAGUAUGUAGAUAUUGUGGGUUCAUUCCAAACAGGCUACCACAUAUCUGGGAUUGCUCCUUUUGGUGACCUUUUAGUUGUGCUUGCCUAUAUUCCCGACGAGGAUGAAAACGAGAAAAAAAUUAGUACUUCUGUUACUCCACGACAGGGAACUGCACAGUGUCCAGAAAUUCAUCUUGUAUCAUGGAAGAAUGAUGAAGUUACUACAGAUGCUCUGCCUAUUCAUGGUUAUGAACAUUACAAGGCAAAGGAUUAUGCUCUUGCGCAUGCACCUUUCUCAGGAAGUAGCAAUGCCGGAGGGCAAUGGGCUGCUGGCGAUGAACCUCUGUAUUACAUCGUGUCUCCUAAGGAUAUUGUGGUCACAAAACCAAGAGAUGCUGAAGAUCAUAUUGCUUGGCUUCUUCAACAUGAUUGUCAUGAAAAAGCAUUGGCUGCUGUUGAGGCAGGGCAAGGGCGGACUGAGCUUCUUGAUGAGGUGGGUUCAAGAUACCUAGACCACUUGAUAAUUGAAAGAAAAUAUGCUGAAGCUGCUCAACGCUGUCCAAAGUUGCUGCGAGGAUCUCCUUCAGCAUGGGAGAGAUGGGUCUUUCACUUUGCUCAUCUCCGGCAACUUCCUGUUUUGGUCCCUUACAUACCUACAGAAAAUCCUCAGCUGAGUGAUACUGCAUAUGAGGUUGCCCUUGUUGCUCUAACUACCAAUCCUUCUUUCCAUGAACUUCUGCUAACCACUGUAAAAAAUUGGCCACCAACGUUAUACUCAGCUUCACCUGUCAUAUCUGCCAUUGAGCCACAGCUGAACUCAUCGUUGAUGACUGAUACAUUGAAAGAGGCUUUAGCUGAAUUGUAUGUAAUCAAUAGUCAACAUGAAAAGGCGCUCUCCCUGUAUGCUGAACUCCUGAAGCCAGAAGUAUUUGAGUUUAUUGAGAAGUACAACUUGCAUGAUGCCAUUCAUGAUAAGGUCGUCAAUCUUAUGUUACUGGAUAGUAAAAGAACUGUUCACCUACUGAUCCAACAUCGUGAUAUCAUUCCCCCAUAUGAAGUUGUGGAGCAGUUGCUGCAUAGCAAUAAAACUGGUGACAAGAGAUAUUUUUUGCACCUAUAUUUGCAUGCUCUAUUUGAGAUAGAUAUACAUGCUGGAAAAGAUUUUCAUGACAUGCAGGUGGAGCUUUAUGCAGACUACGAGCCAAGGAUGCUACUACCCUUCCUCCGUACUAGUCAGCAUUACAGGCUUGACAAGGCAUAUGAAAUCUUUGCACAAAGGGAACUUGUAAGGGAGCAGGUUUUUGUCCUUGGUCGAAUGGGCAAUGCUAAGGAAGCUCUUUCAACAAUUAUAAACAAACUGGAAGACAUUGAGGAGGCUGUUGAAUUUGUUACGGACCAACAUGAUGAUGAACUAUGGGAGGAACUGAUCAGACAAUGCCUCCAGAAGCCUGAAAUGGUUGGGAUGCUAUUGGAGCAUACCGUUGGCAAUCUUGAUCCUCUGUACAUAGUCAGUUUGGUUCCUGAUGGGUUAGAAAUACCUCGGUUGCGGGAUCGGCUUGUGAAAAUUGUAACGGACUACCGGACAGAAACUUCGUUGCGAAAUGGAUGCAAUGAUAUACUUAAGGCUGACUGUGUGAACCUUUUGGUUAAAUACUACCACGAGGCUCGACGUGGAGUUUACAUGGCAAGCAUGGACGAGGAGGUACAUGGAAACAGAGUUGAUGAUGGAUCAUCCCGAGCAAGUGAGAGGUCAUCCAGUGUCCGGGCUCUAGAUAUUAAGUCCAGAACGAGAUGUGGUGCCCGGUGUUGCUUAUGCUUCGAUCCUUUGCCCAUUCAGGACAUAUCCGUCAUUGUGUUCUACUGCUGCCAUGCAUAUCAUCUGUCUUGCCUGGAAGGUGGGUUAGACUUAAUGAGAUCAAACAGUAAUCAAGAUAGCGACAAUGAAUCAGAUGAUGAGGAUGGUUCCCCAUCUGGCGGGUCUCGGAUGCGCUGUGUAUUGUGCACUACUGCUGCUGCAUAAUUUAUACCUCGUUGGGUAGUCCAUACUACCUUGUGUGUGUGUGUUGUAAGUUUUUAGCCUUGUAAUUAUUGUGUUCUUCUGGUGUGUUUUACAAUGUACAAUAGCAUGAUUCUUUGAGGGAAGCCAUGUCCUCGGCCAGAGGAUUUUUGUGUAAAUUUGAUGAACCACCAUGAGCAAAGUUGUGCGGCAUUUUCAUUUUUUGUAAUGCCACGUUUGCCAGAUAAUGAAAAGUUUAUUACAGGAUGCAGAA